AAAAAAAAAAAACAAAGAGAGAUUAUGGGAUAUGAGUUACUCUCCUACAGGUAUUACAUUGUUGAAUUACUUAGCUAUUUUAUGUGUGUUAGAAUGACUUUUUGAUUUCUUCUCACUUUUCACAGCAUUGAUAAAUUUACCAGAAAUAGCAACAUUAAGAAAAGGCAGGCUGGGAGGUGGCUCACGUCUGUAAUCCCCAUACCUUGGGAGACUGAUGGAAGAGGAUUGCUUGAGCCCAGGAGUUUGAGACCAGCCUGGGGAACAUAAGGAGAACCCCUCUCUACAAAAAUAAUUUUUAAAUAUUAGCUGGGUGUGGUGGUGCAUGCCUAGAGUCCCAACUAGACAGGAGGCUGAGAUGAGAGGAUCACCUGAGUGCAGGAGUUCAAGGCUGCAGUGAGCUAUGAUCAUGCCACUGCAUUCCAGCCUAGGUGACAGAUUAAGAGACCUAUCUCAAAAACAAACAAAAAACAGAAAAGUAAUUCAUCAGUACUACACUCUUCAUCUUUUUGUUGUUGUUUUCUAUUGCUGCUGAACAAAUUAUUCAUCUUUUAGUGUGCAGUUGUUUUUUUAUUCUUCAGCUGCUUCCAAAAAGUUUGCCUAAGAUUGUAGAAUAUAUGAUAAUCUUUGGGCUUUGUUCUUGUUUCUUUUGAAUAUUUGUUUACAUAAGGAAUCGUUAUUUGAUUUUAAAAAGAUAGAGCAUGUAAUUACAAAGUUCAUUCUGUGUAAUUAGGUCUUGGAAAUGUAAUUUAUCAUAAAUUUUGUGAUUUUACAAAAGUCUUUAAACAGCCAAAAAUUUUGAAUUAACUAUAUUUUGGUUUGUACUCAACUUCACUUUUGGAAAAAAAAGUUUUUUAAGAUGUCAUAAAUUAAAAUUAGAUUGUUAUGCUGGCUAAGUACAUUAUUAUAGAUUAUAGUUAGCUUUCAUUCUCAUGGUUUCAUUUUUGACUAUAUAUUUAAGUUUAAAUUAGGAUUUAUGCAUUUAGUUAGUAGCUGUUAUGUGGGAGGCACUGUUGUAGGCUUUUGAUAUACUGGUGAAAUAAAGAUUUGUGCCUUGUGACUCUUUUAUUAAGAGUGGGAUGCGGAGAGGGAUAGAGUUAAUGACAUAAAUAAGAUGUAUAGUAAGUUAGGAAGGUAAAGAGUUAGCACUGGGGAUCUUUGGGGAUAUUGUGAAAAGUUAAGUGCAAAGAACAUGCCUUAGCAUGUUGUCUUCCUCCAGUGUGGUUGAAGCAGAAUGAGAAGGGUAGAAUAGUAUUAGGGGAGGCUAGAGAGUUGAGAGAGGGUUGGAGAAGAUCUUGUAGUAAGCCGUUGAGAGGACUUGCUUUUUAUUUUUAGCAGUACUCGAGAGUUUUAAACAAAAGAAUGGGAAGCUCUGAUUUAUGUUUUAAAAGGAGCACUCUGGCUGCUCUCAUAUGAAUAGACUGGGAAAAGGGAGCAGGAGUGAAGCAGAGGAGUUCGUUUAGAAGACUUUAGAGUAAUCUUGGGCCAGAGAUAUUGAUGGGUGAGAGCAGUAGAAGUAGAAAAAAACUGAAAAGUUAAGGAUAUAUUUUAAAGAUAGGACCAUUAGGAAUUUCCUGAGAUGGUAUAAUAAUUUAAAAGCAUAAAAUAUUUUUAAAUAUAUACCUUUUAUUAAUGAAUGCAUCUGUUUUGUGAAAAGGUACAUGUUUUAGUUUGUUCUGAUUUAUUGAGUUUUUUUUUAGAUUUCUUGUAGAACUUUUUUUUUCUUGAUUUGCAAAGGAGGAUGCAGUGUUUGGAUGGUCUAGUAAAAUAUCUUAGAAAACUUAGUUGUGAAGAUAGUUUCAUUUUGACACAAUUUUAAUUUCUAUAAGGAUAUAGAUAAUUUCUAUAAGAUUAUCCUAAAGAUAAUCUUAAAGGCGGAAUGAGAGACUGCAUUGCAAGCUAUUAAAAGCAGCACUAUUGCUUAAAAAAGUAAAAGAUUGGGAAUGAAGAGAUUUUCCUUCUAAACUUAUCAUUUCUAGUAGGUUAUUGCUAUUUUUGUCUUGGUUUCUUUGUCAGUAAAAAUAAACAUGAUGCUAGAUAUCAUAAGAACAAGUUGCAUGAAAGUAAGCCUACGUCAGAAAUAGAUGUGCAUGAUUGACAUAGAUAUUAAGACUGAAAGAAGUUUUUAAAUUAACUCAAACAGCCUUCAUAUCAUUGAAGACUGGGCAUUAGUUUAUUAGUGGGAGCAUGAAAAAAAACAAUAAAUUUUUUUUUGUUCUUAGCACUGAAAAAAAAAUUGCUUGGCUAAUAGAGGACAGUUUUGAUGUGGUUGUAAGGGGCCAAUGGAUAAUUUGUAUAUAUAUAUGAACUAUCAGUGUUUGAAAAGCGCCUCUGCCCGGCCGCCCAUGGUCUGGGAAGUGAGAAAUUUGUGUAAUACCCAAAGGCAGAUUCUAUGUACAGUAAGUCCUAUUUUCAGAGCAAAAGCUGAGUGUAUGAGGAAAUACAACUAUAUUGUAUGGGGGUAUAUUUUGCUUCAGGAAGAAAGAAUACAUAUUAUUUUGCAUUCAAUAUUAGAGCAGAACAAUGGGGUCUUUUUGAUUCUUUUGGCUUAUACUCUGUGAUUCAGGGGGCACAUGGCAGAGGUAAACAGACUGAAAUGGCACCACGGAUAUCUGUGAGCUGUGCUGGGAAGGUUCACAGUGAUUCCGUAAUAAAUCUCUGGUCUUUAGUCUAUAAUGAAAAAUUACUCAUUUGCAUCAUAAAGGUACAGCAGAGUAUGUACAAGUAGAGUAUGGAAUAACUUUGUCACUUGUGAUGAACCUACUUGGUCCGAUAUUUUAAUAACUUCUCCCGUGUCUCUGUACUCAGGUUUGAUUUCCGGAGUGGAUCAUCGUUAGAAUGAAUAAAAUCAGGAAUACUGUAAAACAAAAAAAAAAAAAAAAGAAAUUCCCUUAAAACCUGUUACAGCCAACUUCAUGAAAUCUUUUGUCCGUUGAGGUGGUAAUACCGUACUCAUCCAAACAAACAGCCAAACCCUUUUGAGGGCAAGGAAGAUGAUCCCUAUGAUCUUGAAGAUGUUUCUGCACAGAAAUGAGGGAAAUACAAAGAACCAAAUACAGUUCUGAAAUUUGGGAUCUGUAUUUUGAGAUGAUUUUAUUUUCAGAAUGAGAAGCAUAUCUGGUUACCUUUAUGAAUGUAGAGACAUGAGAAGAGAGUUAUGAUGGCAAAAAACAAAGAGCCUCGUCCCCCAUCCUAUACCAUCAGUGUAGUUGGACUCUCUGGGACCGAAAAAGACAAAGGUAACUGUGGAGUUGGAAAGUCUUGUUUGUGCAAUAGAUUUGUACGCUCAAAAGCAGAUGAAUAUUAUCCAGAGCAUACUUCUGUGCUUAGCACCAUUGACUUUGGAGGACGAGUAGUAAACAAUGAUCACUUUUUGUACUGGGGUGACAUAAUACAAAAUGGUGAAGAUGGAGUAGAAUGCAAAAUUCAUGUCAUUGAACAAACAGAGUUCAUUGAUGACCAGACUUUCUUGCCUCAUCGGAGUACGAAUUUGCAACCAUAUAUAAAACGUGCAGCUGCAUCUAAAUUGCAGUCAGCAGAAAAACUAAUGUACAUUUGCACUGAUCAGCUAGGCUUAGAACAAGACUUUGAACAGAAGCAAAUGCCUGAAGGGAAGCUCAACGUAGAUGGAUUUUUAUUAUGCAUUGAUGUAAGUCAGGGAUGCAACAGGAAGUUUGAUGAUCAACUUAAAUUUGUGAAUAACCUUUUUGUCCAGUUAUCAAAAUCAAAAAAACCUGUAAUAAUAGCAGCAACUAAAUGUGAUGAAUGCGUGGAUCAUUAUCUUAGAGAAGUUCAGGCAUUUGCUUCAAACAAAAAGAACCUUCUUGUAGUGGAAACAUCAGCACGAUUUAAUGUCAACAUUGAAACAUGUUUCACUGCACUGGUACAAAUGUUGGAUAAAACUCGUAGCAAGCCUAAAAUUAUUCCCUAUUUGGAUGCUUAUAAAACACAGAGACAACUUGUUGUCACAGCAACAGAUAAGUUUGAAAAACUUGUGCAGACUGUGAGAGAUUAUCAUGCAACUUGGAAAACCGUUAGUAAUAAAUUAAAAAAUCAUCCUGAUUAUGAAGAAUACAUCAACUUAGAGGGAACAAGAAAGGCCAGAAAUACAUUCUCAAAACAUAUAGAACAACUUAAACAGGAACAUAUAAGAAAAAGGAGAGAAGAGUAUAUAAAUACUUUACCAAGAGCUUUUAACACUCUUUUGCCAAAUCUAGAAGAGAUUGAACAUUUGAAUUGGUCAGAAGCUUUGAAGUUAAUGGAAAAGAGAGCAGAUUUCCAGUUAUGUUUUGUGGUGCUAGAAAAAACUCCUUGGGAUGAAACUGACCAUAUAGACAAAAUUAAUGAUAGGCGGAUUCCAUUUGACCUCCUGAGCACUUUAGAAGCUGAAAAAGUCUAUCAGAACCAUGUACAGCAUCUAAUAUCCGAGAAGAGGAGGGUAGAAAUGAAGGAAAAAUUCAAAAAGACUUUGGAAAAAAUUCAAUUCAUUUCACCAGGGCAGCCGUGGGAGGAAGUUAUGUGCUUUGUUAUGGAGGAUGAAGCCUUCAAAUAUAUCACUGAGGCUGAUAGCAAAGAGGUAUAUGGUAGGCAUCAGCGAGAAAUAGUUGAAAAAGCCAAAGAAGAGUUUCAAGAAAUGCUUUUUGAGCAUUCUGAACUUUUUUAUGAUUUAGAUCUUAAUGCAACACCUAGUUCAGAUAAAAUGAGUGAAAUUCAUACAGUUCUGAGUGAAGAACCUAGAUAUAAAGCUUUACAGAAACUUGCACCUGAUAGGGAAUCUCUUCUACUUAAGCAUAUAGGAUUUGUUUAUCAUCCCACUAAAGAAACAUGUCUUAGUGGCCAAAACUGUACAGACAUUAAAGUGGAGCAGUUACUUGCUAGUAGUCUUUUACAGUUGGAUCAUGGCCGCUUAAGAUUAUAUCACGAUAGUACCAAUAUAGAUAAAGUUAACCUUUUUAUUUUAGGGAAGGAUGGCCUUGCCCAAGAACUAGCAAAUGAAAUAAGGACACAAUCCACUGAUGAUGAGUAUGCCUUAGAUGGAAAAAUUUAUGAACUUGAUCUUCGGCCGGUUGAUGCCAAAUCGCCUUACUUUUUGAGUCAGUUAUGGACUGCCGCCUUUAAACCACAUGGGUGCUUCUGUGUAUUUAAUUCCAUUGAGUCAUUGAGUUUUAUUGGGGAAUUUAUUGGGAAAAUAAGAACUGAAGCUUCUCAGAUCAGAAAAGAUAAAUACAUGGCUAAUCUUCCAUUUACAUUAAUUCUGGCUAAUCAGAGAGAUUCCAUUAGUAAGAAUCUACCAAUUCUCAGGCACCAAGGGCAGCAGUUGGCAAACAAGUUACAAUGUCCUUUUGUAGAUGUACCUGCUGGUACAUAUCCUCGUAAAUUUAAUGAAACCCAAAUAAAGCAAGCUCUCAGAGGAGUAUUGGAAUCAGUUAAACACAAUUUAGAUGUGGUGAGCCCAGUUCCUGCCAAUAAGGACGUAUCAGAAGCUGACCUGAGAAUUGUCAUGUGCGCCAUGUGUGGAGAUCCAUUUAGUGUGGAUCUUAUUCUUUCACCCUUCCUUGAUUCUCAUUCUUGCAGUGCUGCUCAAGCUGGACAGAAUAAUUCCCUAAUGCUUGAUAAAAUCAUUGGUGAAAAAAGGAGGCGAAUACAGAUCACAAUAUUAUCAUACCACUCUUCAAUUGGAGUAAGAAAAGAUGAACUAGUUCAUGGGUAUAUAUUAGUUUACUCUGCAAAACGGAAAGCAUCAAUGGGAAUGCUUCGAGCAUUUCUAUCAGAAGUUCAAGACACCAUUCCUGUACAGCUGGUGGCAGUUACUGACAGCCAAGCAGAUUUUUUUGAAAAUGAGGCUAUCAAAGAGUUAAUGACUGAAGGAGAACACAUUGCAACUGAGAUCACUGCUAAAUUUACAGCAUUGUAUUCUUUAUCUCAGUAUCAUCGGCAAACUGAGGUGUUCACUCUGUUUUUUAGUGAUGUUCUAGAGAAAAAAAAUAUGAUAGAAAAUUCUUAUUUGUCUGAUAAUACAAGGGAAUCAACCCAUCAAAGUGAAGAUGUUUUUCUACCAUCUCCCAGAGACUGUUUUCCCUAUAAUAACUACCCUGAUUCAGAUGAUGACACAGAAGCACCACCUCCUUACAGUCCAAUUGGGGAUGAUGUACAGUUGCUUCCAACACCUAGUGACCGUUCCAGAUAUAGAUUAGAUUUGGAAGGAAAUGAAUAUCCUAUUCAUAGUACCCCAAACUGUCAUGACCAUGAACGCAACCAUAAAGUGCCUCCACCUAUUAAACCUAAACCAGUUGUACCUAAGACAAAUGUGAAAAAACUGGAUCCAAACCUUUUAAAAACAAUUGAAGCUGGUAUUGGUAAAAAUCCAAGAAAGCAGACUUCCCGGGUACCUUUGGCACAUCCUGAAGAUAUGGAUCCUUCAGAUAGCUAUGCGGAACCCACUGAUACAAUUUUCAAACAGAAGGGCUAUUCUGAUGAGAUUUAUGUUGUCCCAGAUGAUAGUCAAAAUCGCAUUAAAAUUCGAAACUCAUUUGUAAAUAAUACCCAAGGAGAUGAAGAAAAUGGAUUUUCUGAUAGAACCUCAAAAAGUCAUGGGGAACGGAGGCCUUCAAAAUACAAAUAUAAAUCUAAAACCUUGUUUAGUAAAGCCAAGUCAUACUAUAGAAGAACACAUUCAGAUGCCAGUGAUGAUGAGGCUUUCACCACUUCUAAAACAAAAAGAAAAGGAAGACAUCGUGGAAGUGAAGAAGAUCCACUUCUUUCUCCUGUUGAAACUUGGAAAGGUGGUAUUGAUAAUCCUGCAAUCACUUCUGACCAGGAGUUAGAUGAUAAGAAGAUGAAGAAGAAAACCCACAAAGUGAAAGAAGAUAAAAAGCAGAAAAAGAAAACUAAGAACUUCAAUCCACCAACACGUAGAAAUUGGGAAAGUAAUUACUUUGGGAUGCCCCUCCAGGAUCUGGUUACAGCUGAGAAGCCCAUACCACUAUUUGUUGAGAAAUGUGUGGAAUUUAUUGAAGAUACAGGGUUAUGUACCGAAGGACUCUACCGUGUCAGCGGGAACAAAACUGACCAAGACAAUAUUCAAAAGCAGUUUGAUCAAGAUCAUAAUAUCAAUCUAGUGUCAAUGGAAGUAACAGUAAAUGCUGUAGCUGGAGCCCUUAAAGCUUUCUUUGCAGAUCUGCCAGAUCCUUUAAUUCCAUAUUCUCUUCAUCCGGAACUAUUGGAAGCAGCAAAAAUCUCGGAUAAAACAGAACGUCUUCAUGCCUUGAAAGAAAUUGUUAAGAAAUUUCAUCCUGUAAACUAUGAUGUGUUCAGAUACGUGAUAACACAUCUAAACAGGGUUAGUCAGCAAAAUAAAAUCAACCUAAUGACAGCAGACAACUUAUCCAUCUGUUUUUGGCCAACCUUGAUGAGACCUGAUUUUGAAAAUCGAGAGUUUCUGUCUACUACUAAGAUUCAUCAAUCUGUUGUUGAAACAUUCAUUCAGCAGUGUCAGUUUUUCUUUUACAAUGGAGAAAUUGUAGAAACGACAAACAUUGUGGCUCCUCCACCACCUUCAAACCCAGGACAGUUGGUGGAACCAAUGGUACCACUUCAGUUGCCGCCACCAUUGCAACCUCAGCUGAUACAACCACAAUUACAAACGGAUCCUCUUGGUAUUAUAUGAGUAAGAAGUGAUUGCAAACAGGCUGGAUUUGGACAAAAAGCAAAUCUAGACAUGCAUGUUUCAGGGUUCAGUAGUAUACUUCAUGUUUCAUACAGAUAAUUCACAUUCAAAAUUACAUUUUCUCUUUGAACUAGAUGGUAUUCCUUAUUCACUUACAUUACAAAUCUAAGACCAUGUGAUAAGCAUGACUGGAGAGGUUUAAUUUUUAUAAACAAAAAUAGCUAUAAAGUACAAAGCUGCUGCUGCAUGCAACCUUAUUGCAAUCAGUAUAUCAUUCCUGUGGCAAUUUCUGUCACAUUAUAUUGUGAAUAAAAUUUUUCUAUAGAAAUUAAAUGAUUUAAAAACUCACCUAUAUGAAACAUUUAAUGCUUUUCAGCCUGCUUUCUGGCUGAUUUUGUUAUUUGAUUGCUAAUUUGGGCAACUUAAUUUACAUUCUGGCAGUCAGUGUAGAUAACUAAAAGCCCAGUUAAGUAUUUUAUAAUUUCAGGCUACUGAGGCCAUGCUUGGGAUGUUGUUUGAAAGAAAGAAAAAAUACACUUGACAUAUUUCACAUUUCUGUACCUUCAUCUUUACUUCCAAGUAAACCUGUGGAUGAUUUGAUGAGGGAUAAAUGAACCUAUUUCUUUUACACACAUACCAAGGACAUGCUUGUGGCUAAAGUGAGUUGAUAAUGUUGUGCAAAGGAUAGUUGUCACCAACUCAUUUCUUUAUGGUCCAUAAUGAAAUAAAAAUUUUGUAUACUGUUAAUUCUGUAAACAGAUGCAUGUUCAAAAGAUCUAUGAUGGUCUUGUAAUCUUAAUCUAAUAUAUUUUAGAUAUUUUAAUUUUUUCCCUCUUGGGGAACACAUUUAGUAUAGUGUAGAGAAUACUUCAUGACAUUUUCAUAUAAGGUUAUAUAACUUUUCAUACAUAAACAUGAAAUUUGUUGUAGAAAAUUCUUUAAACCAAACAUUUAAUUCUAGGACUUCAAUUUAAUUUGUUCCUUGAAUCUAUUUUUAUGUGGCCCUUAAAAAAUAUCCAAAAAACCCAUUGCUAAUAUAGCAAUAAAAAUACUUUGGGUACUGACAGACUCUUUGGAGUGUUUAUAUUACAAAUUUGUAUUCAUGUUCUUUUCUGUGAUGUGUUGUACUAAAAUCCAAAAUGGCUUUUGCACCAUUUUUAAGCCAAUUUUUUCCUUUGAUGUUGGUACCAGAAUUACUAUAAAUGACUGCUGCUUUUGGGGGUAAACAUUUUGUUAGUGAAGAUAAAACCAGAACACUAAAUUAUGGAUAAAAUUUUCAGAAUAGGUGGCACAGAUAAAUUUCACUAGGUUAUAUUUUGUGUAGUAAAAAAAAAAAAUUCUUUGGUCAAUGUUAUCUUAAUUCAUACUACAAUUUUAAGAUUAUCUUAUAUGUAUUAUAGUAAAUAGAUGAUUUUCAGAUUCAAGGCUCCUAAGAGUUUGAUUUGCUCUGUUUUUUCCCAAAAUAAAUAUUGUCUGUCCCAGCUGUUAAGUUCUAGGUAUUGUACUUCCAAUUUUAACUUCAGAACCAAGAUGUUGGCAUGAACCAGGCUGCUGUUGAAGUACAUGUAUAUUAUAAAUUAUCUUAUUUGUGUUAUAUUCUUACAUGUUAUCUUUUCUAAGAAAACAAAGUCCCUAUUAUUCCUAUUGCAAAGCACACAGGAAUUAAGAAAGUACAGUAAUUUUUAAAAAAAAAAAUCCGGUAAAUGUAGUAUUCUUAACCUGUUCUAUAUUACUUAUACCUAUUGUCUAUAUAGCUUUAAUUUAUAGUUGUCAGUUUAACUAUUGGCAUGUCUGGCAAAGAAAAAUUAAACUUUAAGAGUUUUAUAAACUGUUUCUAGGUUGCUAAAGAAUUUAUUUUUCUACUAUAUAUGGUAUAGACAAAGCAUCAAACUAUGUACAGGAAAAAAGCCUGACUAUUUCUAUUGGAAGUAGGCUGAAAAGAGAAUUUUCAAAACUGUUCGUGUCUUCAGUUCGUUCUGUCAUAACUUUGCUAUUGUAAUAUGUGAAUACCAGUUUAUUUAAGCUAUUCUCUUUUAUACUGUAUUAAUUUAAUGUUCAUCUGCAUUUAGUACCAUUUUUGUUAUUAAAACUGGCAUUUACCAUUUUUCACAUUAACCCACCUUGCACCUUCCCCCAAACUUAUCUCCACUUUUCUAUGCAUUCUAUCAUUGAUUUGACACACUUCGUAGUGAGUCAUUUAAAUACUCUACAUUUGGUUCAAUUAACCAGUAGGUUACAGUUACUGAAAAUUAAAGUACAGUUUAAAGCUCAGUCUGUUACACUGAAUUGAUUGUGUUUGUUUUUGCCAAGGGUUUAGAUAUGUUUUUAAAUAUUAGAAACAUCUAAGAACAGAAUAACAUAAUUAAACUUUUUUCUGGUAAGUUACUGGAAGGUUUCACUGUUUAGGGACCUAUCAUAUGAGACUUCUUAAAGGAUUAAAAGAAUAGGAGGAUAGUCUCAUAAUUGUGAGUAAACAUCAAGGCAUUAUAUUUUACAAUACUAAAUAAAAUUUCAUCUACACACGUUGCCAUUGUUUCAUUUAAGGUUCAGUGCUUAUAGUUAACUACAAUAUUGGACCUAACAGGAUCUAGAUUAGGAAUAUGAAGAAGCAUAGUGGUACUCUGUUUCACACUUUCAGUAGAUUUAUUAGAAGUCAAAUUCUAUUCAACAGACACUUAUUAGGAUAUACAACUAAUUUAAGAAUAAAAUUCCAGGCACAAUAUAUUUUUUUUAAAUGGUAUUUGUUAGUAGUGCUUCUUCCCUUUAACAUUUACAGUGUAAAUACUGCAGGUAACCGCAAUCUAAGUUAGCCAAAAAGCAGCUUUUUUUCCCCAUACUGUAUGUAAAUAAUGUAGACCUGGGUUUUUUUGUUUGGGUUUUUUUUUUUUUUUUUUGAGGUACUGGAAUCUAAUUAAUAUCUCUUAGGUAUAAAAAGGGAACAAUUGGAAUGAGAAUUUAGGCCUUAGCUUCCAUGGUGAUUUUUAGUUUUUUAUACAAUAAUAAUUGUGAUGCUAUUUGUCAACUGGAUAUAAAUAUAUAUAUAAUUUUAAAAAGUCAAAAGUGCUUUUGUUUCUUUGUUUAAUGUAAUUUUUGUGCUUCACCCACAGGAUGCUGCAGUAAAUUAAAUAUCAGUGAAGCUUCCGAUGUAUAAAGAAUGCUAUGAAUAAAACAUUAAGAAGCUGUGUAAUUUUAAGUUACAGUUGCCUCUAUUUUUACCACUUCAUUGGUAAAAAUUAGCUAAUUUUUUUCAAGUGAAAUAUGAAAAAUAAAAAUAUAAAUUUAUCAAUAUGAUGGAAAUUUUA
Molecule: messenger RNA, 10965 nt
Organism: Symphalangus syndactylus (siamang)
Lineage: Eukaryota; Metazoa; Chordata; Mammalia; Primates; Hylobatidae
Gene: ARHGAP5
Product: Rho GTPase activating protein 5
Biological process (GO): Rho protein signal transduction; regulation of cell size
Cellular component (GO): cytosol
Molecular function (GO): GTPase activator activity
Source: RefSeq, a predicted model, not a curated record